GUCAUCUUCUCAUUCUUCUUCACUACGGCCACUGCACGCUCAAACAUUCUUCUUCAAGAAGAGCCACCGCGUCGCCGCUGGACUCGCCACCGCGUGGCCGCUGGACUCAUCACCGCUAGUAAAAUCGAAGAGCGAAGUUGCCGCCUCUCCCCAAUAGCUGUCCACCUCAACCAUCAACUCCUCCUCCAAACUGCUCCGACCAGGUGAAUAUGGAGAACAAGCGUAUUUGGAGUGAUGAAGAGACAAACGCUUUUGUUGGCUUCAUGGAGGAGUUUGUCGUAGACGGUCAGAGGGCUGAUUGUGGGCAGUUUAAACCCGGAACAUUCGAGAAACUGGCUCUGAAGAUGCUAGAGGCCUUUCCCGGUUGUACACUGACCGCGAAGCACUGCAAGAAUAAGCACAAGCGGUUGAAGGAGAAGUACCAGUACGCCGCUGACAUGCUUGCUUGUAGCGGAUUCGGCUGGAACCAUGAUAAACAAUGUGUGGAGGUUGACAGCAAAGAUGUCCUUGAUGCAUGGAUGAAGGCACAUCCGACCAAGUUCUACAGUCCUGGCAAGCCAUUUCCUCUUUUUCACCGGCUGGAGGGUAUAUUUGGCAGGGAUAGAGCCACAGGAGCAGCAGCAGUUAGUGGUUUUGAUGCGGAGGAACAGGUUAACGAAGAGACAGAAGACACUGCAGUUGGAUUUGAUGAGUCUGAUAUGUCUCCAUAUCCAGACAACGACGGAGGGCCAGCAAUGCAAGGACAAGCAUCACAAUCUGAAGCAGGUGCAAGUGCAGGAAGCACAAGGCGAUAUGGGAGGAAGAGAAAACAACUUGACGUACUGGAGAGGAUGGCCGACCAUAUUCAGCAAUCUUCAGCUGACCAAAGGAAGAUUGCCCAACUGAUAGCUGAUGCCAUUGUUGGUGUGAACGAGAAGUGGAAGGUUGGCGAGAAGCUCACACAGCUUGGGUUCGGUGAUGACGAGGUGGUGAGGGCGAUUUUGAAGUUUGCUGAAAGUCCUAACGUGUAUGCACACUUCUGGGGCUUGUCAGAUUCACAGAUGAUUGGCCUUGUUCGCUCUAUUAUAUGA
This is a messenger RNA of Arachis duranensis, 1070 nucleotides long. RefSeq lists its product as uncharacterized. NCBI's taxonomy places the organism in Eukaryota, Viridiplantae, Streptophyta, Magnoliopsida, Fabales, Fabaceae. The transcript has 4 exons. The record is from RefSeq and is a predicted model, not a curated record. The coding region runs from base 210 to 1070 and encodes 286 amino acids.